Molecule: messenger RNA, 3749 nt
Organism: Amoebophrya sp. A25
Lineage: Eukaryota; Dinophyceae; Syndiniales; Amoebophryaceae
Source: the annotation of a GenBank genome assembly
CAGGAGACGAAAUUGUCGCUCUCGCCAAACUGAUGCGCAACCGCCUUGAGGAGCGAGGGAGCGAGCUGCGAUGGCAUGGUCGAGGCCAAUUCGAACUGACUGCAUUUGGCGAUACUGCGAUGCGACUAGAUGACGGUGCGGAUCUUGUGUCCCCAGGAAGUUCUAGCUUCAAUACGAAGAAACGACGAGACAGAGAGAGUGGCACGGAGAAGGAUAAAGAUGUUAUACGAGCAGGAGGACAAGAAGGCGAGUGGUCGGCACUAAUGCGACGUGUCAUUCGUGAAAGCCUUCUGCUGCACGGACGCCGUGGGGGCUACAAUUCGUCCUCAGGGUAUAAGAGUAUCAAGCAAGAAGCGGGCGACGGUGGUGGAAGCGGUUUUUUGGCCAGAAACAUGGAAAGCAAGGAUGCUCGGGCCUGGUUGUUGUCGUCCUCUGAGGCGCACGUGGCGUUUCCUGCACCUGCGAGAGCGACAGUGAGAUUGCAAGUGGAUCUCAAGGAGGAGUUUGGCGCGAACGCAAAGCGGAAGGCACGCAUUCAGCGAGACUACUUCGUUCAUUUUUCUCGACGAAAAUUCAACAAGUUUUUGCUCCACGAGCGUGCGAGAAUAAUGGAGCACCUGCAGCGGGAGGGCGAACCGGGCAGGUUCUCUUUCGCGGGGAUGUGCUAUGCUGAUCGGGAGAGCAACAAGCCGGUAUAUAGCCGGCCUGCUGUGCUCGAGCGCCUGCUCUUCGGUAACAGCACGAUACAAGAGGGAGGGCUAGGCAUCGAAGACAGAUACGAUCCAAACGCCUUUCAUUUGCAUUACACACCAAUUAUAUCUUCCAUAUCGAUUGGCCGCACCUGCAGGCGGCUGAAAGAGCGUUAUAUUGCGAAAAUCGAUGUGCGUAAGCUUUUGCACCUUCUUGCGACUUCGGAAAACGAAUCACUAGCAUCAGCUACAAAGCUUGCUAUUUGCACAGUGCUGCUGAAAGUGGUGCUUGGUAUGUUAUCUUCCCAGGUGCCCAGGCAAAGCGUCCGUGACGCUUCAACAUCACCCUCUGCCCCAGCACAGAGCAACGGCUUUUCACCUCUCUUACGGUCUCCUAGUAGAACUCUCGAGUCGGGGGGUGCCAGUUCUCCCCAUGGCCCCAGUUGGCCGUCUUCUGUCCGCUCAAGCGCGAAAAGCGCAACUGGACCGGCUUCUGCUGAAAGUGAACGAAAUAACACUACACGAAGCACGCGAAUAGGCUUGUCGAGAAGUGCUCGGGCACCAAGUGCACUGGAGGAAAAUCGGGAUGAUGUUGAUCCUGCGACUGUGAGAGGUCCUGGAAGGGGAGCCCUACUAGAGGAGGAACGAGUAUUAGAGCGGAAAGGCGGCGACCUGAAACGGAAGUCUUCCGUGCGCUUCGCUCUGCCAGGUGACCCAGGGGAGGAAGAGAAGGGUGACGAUCAUGAGUCCAUUUUGGCGCAAACGCACAUGGGCACGAAUGAGGGACUCUUUAGCGAUCGGCGCGUGUACGAUUGCAGUCAAGAACUGCGGUUGUUUCCUCAGUUUAUACAGGAUGACACACUGGAACAGAGCUGCUUCAAAGAGGUGGUGAAAAUUGUGGACUGUCCGCAGCCCAACGAGUCACCCGCAACGGCAGUAUCGUACCAGAUAGCGAUCACUUUUAGGGACCAAGGCGACUCCCUGCCCGAGAAUUCCAAGCUGAUUCACCGCUUUUGGCAAAACGAUACUGGAAAAGACCAAAAAGAACAAACCCCGAAAAGUGCAAUUGACCCUGACUGCUUGCGCCUGAUGCGUUUGCUUUCAACGCUUGAUCAGGCAGGUGAUGUAGUAGAGAAAGACGUUGCUGAGGAAAACACCGCAGAGGAUGGCGCAGCUGUAGGGGGCGACGGGACAAGUGCGGACAAGGUACAUGAUCCAAAUGUUCUGCACCAGUAUAACCUAGCUUUGCUACACUACGGCGAGCUUGACGCGCGUUGGAACCAGCGUUUGUUGCACGAACUCUGUGACUACACACGACUGCGAAAGGCCCGAGAGCUGCAAGAAAAGCGGAUUGCAGAAGCGAAGGCGCACGCGAACGUUCCGACAAAUGACAUGAUGAAGGUGACACGUUCGAAGAAAAUCGCUGUUAGGGUCCUUGAUGCAGGCGAGAAGGAACGCGAGACUGAGCAUUCCAGCAAUGAUCAGGUAGCGGAGUUCAGUGCCACAGUUGCUGCAGAGGCUCCCGCAGCUCCAGUGUCAGAGAUCCCGCUUGUUGAUAUCAAAGUGGUGCCCGUAGACGCUCGAUACGCAUCCUUCGAUCCGAUGGUGAAGCCCCCAUUUGACUGCGUGGUGAACCGCGUAUCUGAUGCGCAGAACUCGGAUCUGCAGAAAUUUGUCCACAAUUUUCUUACGUAUUGUGAGCUGUGGCAAGUGCCGGUUGUGAACGGGUCACACGCUUUGGCCACCGCUUGGAGUAAAACUGUGCAGCAUGCUAAAAUUCAUCGUCUAGGCUUUCGAAGUCCAGAGACACGACAGCUUCGCUCUUCGAAUUUGCACCUAGCGAUAUUGCAGAGGGUGGAGAGGCUGCACGCGGGGGAAGCCUCUACUCUGAUGGAACAUCAUGUGGUCUUGGGGACUGACACAACUUUGCGCGUCUCAGAAGUCUGUGCAAGUGGUCGUGGUUCGACGAAAAUCAAGACGAACACUGAGCAGGAGACGGGAGGGUUCCUUCUAGAAGAGGAAGAGAACACCGAAAAGGCUGUAGGCAGACUGUAUCCGCUAGACGAGCGGUCAUGCGUUGAGCACUUCGUUGACGCGGCGGCAGAGCAGGCAAGCGCGGUUGGGGGCUUUCCGGUUCUCUUGAAGCCAAACGCGGGUGGUUUCGGGCGUGGAAUUACGCUUUUUCGCGACGGCCUAGAGCUCCGGAAGUACGCUGAAGAUUGGUUUCUGAUACGUGGAAUCGAACAGCAUCAGGAGAAAACCUCAAGAAAACUGGAAGCACCGUCAUUGCGAGAGAGAGUGCUGGAGAAAAACGAGGCAAUGCAAGCCUUGUAUGACGACUUUUUCUCUCAGCAUUCCACUGACGGAACAUUGCUGGUACAGAAGUACGUAAGAGACGCGCAAAAUUUUGUGAGGAUUUGGCAUUGCGACAGGGGAAGAACGAUUCUUGGCGCAGCGUCAGUAAGGAACACGAAACUGCCAAAGUCGGGGGACGAGAAACUAGCCGAAGACGUUUUCAAUACGUGCGUUUGUCAGAGAACUGCAGAGGGUGCAGGGAAAGGAAAAGGCACCAUAGAGUUAAGGCCCUAUCCUGUAUCGGACGCACUACGAGAGCAAGUUCGGGAGAUAGCAAAUUCCUGCCACCAAGACAUGGGCAGCAUAGAGUUCUUCGAAAAGAACAGAGAAUUUUUCUUUUUCGACGUAAAUUUCCUCACAACGUUGCCAUCGCCAAAAGACGUACUUGCAGUUACGACGACGGACAAUGAAAGUGUUGAAGCAGUAGAGGCGGGUCAGAAAGCCGAUAUAGUCAACGCAGAUCAUUCGGAUCCGCAGGGAGGCGAAUCUUCGAGUAGCAUGGAUCCACGCGUCCGGGUAGUCGAGGCGAAGCCACCGGAGUCGGAAGCUGCGGCAACGGACAGUGUAGGCCUACAUAUCAAUCGGUCGAAUGGCCUUGGACAAAAGGAAGAAGACCUUGGCGCUCCACUAGAGGCGCAGCUGGCAGACUACAUCGUCGCUCGCAUGAGGCAUGAUGGUAGACGAGUCAGUAGCAAAUAUUGUUGA